Miniopterus natalensis is the source of this 5306-nucleotide messenger RNA. NCBI's taxonomy places the organism in Eukaryota, Metazoa, Chordata, Mammalia, Chiroptera, Miniopteridae. The record is from RefSeq and is a predicted model, not a curated record.
UCCUCGGGCUCGUCCCCCAUUUACCGCUGGCCUCCUGCCCACCUUCCCCUCGUUCCUGUAACUCUGUGACCCCUUCACACUUUGUCUCCUACUCACCCGGGCCCGGCUGGUGCCACCAGCCCAACCCUCUCAGAUAUUUGUCCCUUUUCUCCGUCUCUCUUCAGACCCCUCACUCAUAUUCUCAGAACCAGCUCACAGAAUCCUCUUUGUACUCUUUUUAAACUGUAAUUCCUGCCUGAGGAGUGCGCCUACGAAGCACGCCGUAUGUUUUUCUCAAGGGACCUGAGCCAGUUUACCUGGCAAGACUGUCCCUCUUGGUCUCCCAGCGCGCGGCUCACUUCAUCCCCACCCCUCCUUUCCCAGAGGCGGAGAGGUGUCAGAGGAAGACAGGCCAGUCCCUGGGAGUGUUCCUGUCAGCAUCAGGGCCCAGGGGCCUGAAGAUUGUGCCAUUUGCUUCAGAACUUCUCUCCCCAACUUGGCUGGUCUCACCAUCUCAAAACCUUGUUAUGCACUGGGGUCUAGGGUUGUGGAUAUCUCUUGGCUGGGCUUCAUGGAGAAAUCUUCCCUGAUCACCAACCUGAAUCCCAGAACAGCCCCCAUCUUUCAGUGGACAGAAUGAGAGCGUUCUGUAACCCGGCAUAACUGGCCAUCAUGGGGAAAUUGAUCAGGGUGGGAAUGCAGGAAAGGCAGUUACUGUGGCCAAAACGGCUUCAAUGGAGCCGCUUCCUCUUCCUACUGGGAAUGUUGAUCAUUGGUUCCACCUACCAGCACCUGAGGAGCCCCUGGGGCCUCCCCUCACUGUGGGCAGCAGUCCCUUCCCAACACCCUGUAAAACUGGCCAGCCGGGACCUUCCCAACAAUGAGAUGAUGAUGGUGAGCAGUGACCCUCCAAGAGCAGGUUCUGAAAUGGAGGGUGAAACACUGGCACUCCAAGCCACAGUGGGCAAGGAGGAAGCAACACCUGACAUAACAAUGGAGAACACCCCCAAUACACCCAGAAUAGCCAACAUCUCUCCAACGGUACCCAAGAAUAACUACAGCCCAAUAGCAGCAGGCACAGAAAGAGUGAAGGAAAACACUCCAACCAUACCAAGUGGAGUACUGAAUCACUACACCCCAACUUCAAGCACAUCAACAGUAAAGAAUUAUACCCCAACAACACCCGGGGGAGAAAUGAAGCACUACCACCCAACUCAAGCCAGGGGAAAGGUAAAAAAAUACACCCCAUCCCCACAUGGUAGAAUAGUAAUCUCUGCCCCAUCCACAUUCAUGACAAUGACAAGAAGCAAUGGGAUCACCCCCGGAACAACAGUGAAAGACAGUGAAACUAUGGCAACUUACAAAAUGCUGGAGAGCAGCCCCUCCAAGGGAAUAGUGGAGGAAACCACCCCGACUACUCUCAAGGGAGUAACUGAUAAUACUCCAACUUUCCUGAUAAAUUACAUAGAAACAGACAUCUUGACUUCUCCUAGGAGUACAUUGGAAAAGAACACCCUGACUAUCCCCAGAAGAGUGGACAGCUCAACCAACCCUCGGAGGUUAGUGCUAAAGAACAACCUGAUGACCCAGGGAACAGUCUUAGAGCACACUGCAUCCAUCUCUGAGGGGCAAGCGAUGACUAGCACCAUGACAGGAAGCAGCCUAACAGAAACCAAAGUCUCUACUGCUGCUGGGAGGGUUAGGAAUCCCUCAUCCAGAACCAGUGUACCAACCAUUGGAAUGUCCUUAGCCACCUUCUGGGGGCUGGCGAAGAAACCUUCCACAGCACCAAGCACCUCAGCAACUCCCAGCGUUAGGGCAAAUCUGACUACUCAGGUUCGUCACUAUGUAGUUGUGGAGUCAGCUCCAGCCAUUCCCACUAUCCCCUCCCCCAGUGUGACAACAGCCCUGCUCCCAGAGGCACCCAGCCCCAGUCCCUCAGCACUGCCCCCCAGCCAGCCAGACCUCCACCCCAAAGCAGAUUAUCCCCCAGACCUGUUCAGCGUGGAGGAGCGGAGGCAUGGCUGGGUGGUCCUGCACAUCUUUGGCAUGAUGUAUGUGUUUGUGGCCUUGGCCAUCGUGUGUGACGAGUACUUUGUCCCAGCCCUGGGCGUCAUCACAGACAAGCUGCAGAUCUCUGAGGAUGUGGCAGGUGCCACAUUCAUGGCUGCUGGAGGCUCUGCUCCUGAGCUCUUCACCUCCCUCAUCGGCGUCUUCAUCUCCCACAGCAAUGUGGGCAUUGGCACCAUCGUGGGCUCUGCUGUGUUCAACAUCCUCUUUGUCAUCGGCACCUGUGCCCUCUUCUCCCGGGAGAUCCUCCACCUCACCUGGUGGCCCUUGUUCCGUGACGUCUCCUUCUACAUCCUUGACCUGAUGAUGCUCAUUCUCUUCUUCCUGGACAGCCUCAUUGUCUGGUGGGAGAGCCUACUGCUGCUGCUGGCCUAUGCCUCCUAUGUGUUCACCAUGAAGUGGAACAAGAAGCUCGAGCUCUGGGUGAAAGAGCAGCUCAGCAGGAGGCCAGGGGCCAAGGUCAUGGCCCUAGGGGACUUUAGCAAGCCAGGUGAUGGGGCGGUUGCGGUGGAUGAGCCACAGGAUAUCAAGAAGCUGAAGCUCCCGUCCGUGCUGACCCGAGGGAGCAGCUCAGCCUCUCUGCACAACAGCACCAUCCGCAGCACCAUGUACUGGCUCAUGCUCCACAGCCUGGACCCUCUGAGGGAAGCCAGUUCCUCCAAGAACAAGGACAAAGAGAGCUUGAAUCAGGAGGCUAAAGCCAAGCCUCAGGCCAAAGCAGAGAGCAAAUCAGAAGAGGAGGAGCCAGCCAAGCUCCCUGCGGUCAUGGUCACACCAGCCCCUGCUCCAGACGUCAAGGGAGAUCAGGAGGAGGAUCCUGGCUGUCAGGAAGGAUACGCGGCUGGAGCCGAGGGCACAGGUGAAAUGACAGGCGAAGCUCCCGGUGAAGGCGACGAUGGACAGCAGAGUGGAGGUGAAACUUGGCUAGAAGGUGAAGGUGAACUCCAAGCAGAAGGGAAAGGAGACAAUGAAGGUGACGGUGAAGCCCACGCGGAAAUGAAAGGAAACGAUGAAGGCAAAGGUGAACUCCAGACAGGGGAAGGUGGCGAAGUGGAAGGUGACGAAGGUGAAACCAAAGAGCAGGGAUUCAGUGCUGGAGAUCAAGGUGACGCCAAAAGUGAUGAGAAAGGUGCAGAUGGUGAAGGGGGAGGUGAUGGAGGUGACAGUGGAGAUGAGGAAGAGGACGAGGAGGAGGAGGAGGAGGAGGAGGAGGAAGAGGAAGGAAAUGAGGAGCCUUUGUCCCUGGAGUGGCCCGAGACCCGGCAGAAGCAGACCGUUUACCUCUUCCUCCUGCCCAUCCUGCUCCCGCUGUGGCUGACGGUGCCCGACGUCCGGAGGCUGGAGUCUAGGAGGUUUUUUGUUGUCACCUUCCUGGGGUCCAUCAUGUGGAUCGCCAUGUUCUCAUACCUCAUGGUGUGGUGGGCUCACCAGGUUGGUGAAACAAUAGGGAUCUCUGAAGAGAUUAUGGGUUUGACGAUCCUAGCAGCAGGCACAUCAAUUCCUGACCUCAUCACGAGUGUGAUUGUUGCUCGGAAAGGCCUGGGAGACAUGGCCGUGUCAAGCUCUGUGGGCAGUAACAUAUUUGAUAUCACCGUGGGCCUGCCUGUCCCCUGGUUGCUUUUCUCUCUUAUCAAUGGACUGCAGCCUGUUCCAGUCAGCAGCAAUGGCUUGUUUUGUGCAAUUGUUCUGCUUUUUCUCAUGCUCCUGUUUGUGAUCUCUUCAAUUGCUUCAUGCAAAUGGAGAAUGAACAAGAUCCUGGGCUUCACAAUGUUUCUCCUUUACUUUGUAUUCCUGAUAAUCAGUGUGAUGUUAGAAGAUCGUAUCAUAUUCUGUCCUGUAUCUAUCUGAGUCAGUCACUGUUGCCCAAAAUGGACAUGGAUCAGAAAACCAUGUUGGAAGUUAUUGUACCUCUUGCUACAUUAAUGAAUGAGCAUGAUCCAGGAGAGUGAACUGAGAGGCUGAGAGCCUCUGAUGUGAAUGUGAUACAGGAGUGAAGGUUAUCGCUGGAAACACCUGCAGCUCACUGUGGAUUAAGAAUCUCACCUUUGGCUGGGUGGAGUUCCUACCCGACUGAUACAGACAGCUGUCACAUGGAGACCAGUAGAAGGAACCCUGGAGUCAGAGGGAUUUUUAACAUGAGAUAAUUGGAGUGAGGGUUGGGGCAGGCACAAUAAAGACAAGCUCCCAUGCUCACAAUUCCUUGAUCAUUCAAGGGCUGCUGGUCCAAGAAAUGCAGAUGUGGUCUGUGUCUGACCCUCCUGGCUCCUACCCCAAGCAUAUGCUGCAAUUUGCUGUCUCCUCUUUUUCUGUUCAAGACAUGAGGUUCUAUCAGGUUUGUAAUCAUUACUGGUUCAGUUACUGGUGAGUUUAAGGAGCUAAGGCUAUAGGAAAAAAUUAAGUAUAAUAGGAAUCAAUUAUCAUUAGUAAAAGGUGUACCAGUAUUUUAUAGCUUAAAAGGGUUACAUUAGCUCUUAUUGCAUUUCUGAAAGAGUGAAAUUAAAAUAAGUAACCCAAGAAAUUAAAAUUUGUAAUUUGUCCUUGAAGUGGAAGGCAUGGAUAUUAGGGAAGGAAAACUACUCUGAAGGCUAUUUAAAAAUAUGUACUUAUUAGAAAAUCCAAGUUAGUGUUGUCUCCAUCAAGUGGUUACCUUGAAGGAUUAGACCUUUAACACAGCUGUACCGGCUCCGCCCCUCCAGCAUAUUCUCACCCAACAGUGACAGCUGCUCCUAGUGAGUGAGAAGGUAGAGUUCAAAGUCAGUAGAGCCAAGCCAGGUUUAUAAAGAAAGAGAUCCAGUGGGGCAAUGCCACUUUUGUAUGUUAACCUAGAUAGGAUUAUAAAGCAAGAAGAUUGAUGUCUUGUGUGGUUUACAAAUGGAUGUUAAGGCAAUUACAAAGGAGAAACCCCAGAAAUGCUUAGCACAAUGGCAACACGGUGAGAAAAAAAGUAUUUCCACUUCCAAGGUAGCUAGUGUAAAAGACACUUGUUUUUAAAAAUUGUGUGGUUAUUUAAACAUUUCAUGUGGAAUUUGAAGUGCUUUAUAUUAAACACCACUGCUUACCUUUUACUAGCAUCAAGUUAAGGGACACAUUAGAAAUGAAACAGUUCUAUGUCCCUGGCUUCAGAGCAAAGGGAACUGAGGUGACUAUGGAUUAUGAUAGUAAAUACAGCUUUAUUUACAAACAUGAGGAUUCACUGAAGACUAGAAGACAGCAGGACAGAUGUGAUAAGAAAAAAAAUUAAACAUUUUGGUGCUGAA